AUGGCGGGCUCACGUUUGCAGGCGGGCAAGCCGGGCCGCAAGAACGUGGGCAACACGGCGGAGUGCUUGACUUUCGAGGAGGCCCCGGACGUGCCGGACGAAGUGCGGCGCUACCAGAGCGCCAACCUGCAGCAGGAGGCCGGCCGCACGUACAAGCACUUCGGGUCCUUCUUCGACCGCGUCCCGGAGGGUCCCUUCGGGGUCAACACGGAGCAGCACCCGGACGACACGGUGAGCAACGUCAUCAAGCAGGGCCGGCAAGGCAUGGUGGGGCAGGUGCAGGACGAGAUCGGCGAGGCCGUCUACGAGACGCGCCGCCGGGAGCCGCUCGGGCGCAGCAUGGUGCGGGGCCACGAGCUCCCGGACGGCAUGGGGUCGGAGGUGCCGUUCGGGCGUCCGCUGGGCGCCAAGGAGCUGGACCGUCAGGGCCAGGUGCGCGAGGUGAUGGAGGCGACGAAGACGGGCGAGGACGACGAGUCGGUGCGGCAGAUGUACGUGCGCACGCACGGCGACUACGCCCCCGGGGAGCAGCGGCGGCGCGGGUACAACUGGGGGGGCGUGGACCCUGACAGCAACGUGUUUGGGCGGCCGGGCGCGAAGAAGGACCCGAUGGAGAUGAAGAAGAUCAUGUCGUACCCGCAGGGCCCGUCCGUGGUGAGCCGCACGCUGGCCGACUACAAGCUGGGCAACGAGCCCGAGCUGGGCCGCGUGCGCACCCUGGGCUUCGGCGACCGUGAGACGGUCAUGUCCGGGACCGCCGCGGGCGUGCCGAGCCUGCACCCGAAGAUGCCCGCGGAGCCCGGCGUGGAGGUGCUCCUGCGGCACCAGUACAGCGGCGGCGGCUGCGAGCCGGACCCGGACCUGGGCCGCUCGCUGCGGCCGGGGUACCGCAACAUCGUGGAGGACCCGGACAAGGUGUUCGGCGUGCCGACGGUGCGCACGGACCUGCCGAUGCCGCAGCCCGGGUCGCGGUCGGUGGCGGACGCGCAGAACUACGGCAACGAGCCGGACGCGGCGGCGCUGCUGUUCCCGGCGGGGUUCGUGAGCGACGACAUCCUGACGCAGCCGAUCUCGCUGGAGGAGGCGAAGGAGCUGUGCGACGCGGCGGGCGUGCAGAUCGAGGAGGCGGUGGCGGCGCGCGCCUGGGAGGAGGGGGCGCGGACACACCCCGGGGGACAGUGCACCUUCGGCGCGUUCCUGCGCAUGAAGGAGAAGAUCGAGCUCGGCAGGUGA
Pedinophyceae sp. YPF-701 is the source of this 1233-nucleotide messenger RNA. The record is from the annotation of a GenBank genome assembly. Lineage: Eukaryota; Viridiplantae; Chlorophyta; Pedinophyceae.